AUGAGAAUUCAUUCGUGUCAUUUCUGUUCUUCGCCAGUUUAUCCUGGCCAUGGUAUUAUGUUUGUGCGUAAUGAUGCCAAGGAGUUCCGUUUCUGUCGCUCAAAAUGUCAUAAAUCAUUCAAGCAACGUAGAAAUCCUAGAAAGUUGAAGUGGACUAAAGCGUUUAGAAAGGCAGCAGGUAAGGAAUUAGCUGUGGAUUCAACAUUGACGUUUGCCCAAAGAAGGAACGUUCCUGUCAGAUAUAAUAGAGAAUUAGUGAAUACCACUUUGACUGCUAUGAAAAGAAUUGAGGAAAUCAGGCAAAAACGUGAGAGAGCGUUCUACAAGAACAGAAUGAGAGGUAAUAAGGAGAAGGACUUCUUGAGAGACAAGGCCCUAGUUGAGUCUAAUCCAGAACUAUUGAAGCUGAGAGAGGUGGAACUUGCCAAGAAGGCUGAACGUAAGGAGCAGGAAGAUGAAGUUGAGAUGGACAGCGAUGAACAAAUGUCUGUAGAAUCGGAGGAAGAAUCAGAACAAGAAGAAGAACAGAAGGUGAAGGUUUUGCUGAAAAACAGAAAGAAGGCCUCCAAGAUUAGUUUCUGA
This is a messenger RNA of Eremothecium cymbalariae DBVPG#7215, 582 nucleotides long. It is a transcript of the gene RLP24, whose product is annotated as ATPase-activating ribosome biosynthesis protein. The record is from RefSeq and is a predicted model, not a curated record. The transcript has a single exon. The coding region runs from base 1 to 582 and encodes 193 amino acids. Gene Ontology annotation, cellular component: nucleolus. Gene Ontology annotation, biological process: ribosomal large subunit biogenesis. NCBI's taxonomy places the organism in Eukaryota, Fungi, Ascomycota, Saccharomycetes, Saccharomycetales, Saccharomycetaceae.